Apis florea (little honeybee) is the source of this 1376-nucleotide messenger RNA. RefSeq names its product zinc transporter ZIP1. Gene Ontology annotation, molecular function: zinc ion transmembrane transporter activity. The record is from RefSeq and is a predicted model, not a curated record. NCBI's taxonomy places the organism in Eukaryota, Metazoa, Arthropoda, Insecta, Hymenoptera, Apidae. Gene Ontology annotation, biological process: zinc ion transmembrane transport. Gene Ontology annotation, cellular component: plasma membrane.
CUCUCUCCCAUGUAUUACUUGCUAUUCUUCAUUCACUCAUCCAACUUGUUAGUUAGUAUGCUGUGGUUCGCCGCAACCACUGCAAGUGCCAUUUACGCCGUUCUCUAUAGUGUUAGUUUAAAGUUUGGUUUGUUUACCUCUGUACCAAAAAAUUGUUUAUUAAUUAUCUGGGAUAAUGAUAUAUGUAUAUAAUAAAUACUAAAUCUCGGUUGUCGAUAAAGGAAAAUCAUGUCUCUGUUAGAAGAUAAAUUUAUUCAAACACUGACGACAACUUUCCAUCCGCAUGACGAAGAAUAUGAAAAACAUCAUCACAAUGAUGAAAGUAUAUCGAAUGUACUAAUCGCAAAAGGAAUCACAAUGAUUAUUUUAUGCACAGUAAGCACCUGCAUGGGUAUUUUACCAAUGCAAAUAGCAAAGUGCUUAAAAUGGAAUAUUUCCAAUACUGAGAAUCCUAGGUCAACAAAAUUAGUAAGCUUUCUUCUUGGAUUCGGUGGUGGUGUUCUUUUUUGCACAAUGUUUCUUCAUUUAUUACCGGAAGUAAAGGAAGGACUGCAACAUCUUACAGAAGAAGGAAAACUUCCAGAAUUUAGUUUUUCUUUAUCCGAAAUGCUUACUUGUAUUGGUUUUUUUAUUAUGUAUUUGGUCGAAGAAUCAGUACAUUCAUAUUUGCGAAAGAAAAAAGCACACAAAGAAGAAUUUUCAAAGAAAGAUGUUAGCAGAAGUACCAAUGAAUUAGUCGAAAAUGGAGAAACUUUGCCGAAUUUUGUUAAUGGACAUUCACAUUACAACGAUCAUGGUCAUUCGCAUCACUUACCAGUCAUAGAUGAAAAACAUGACUUUGUCAUAAGUUCAUUAAGAGGAUUAUUAAUUGUUUUGGGUUUAUCUGUACAUGAAUUAUUUGAAGGACUUGCCAUUGGAUUAGAAAGUUCAGCCUCUUAUGUUUGGUACAUGUUUGCAGCAGUAGCGGCUCACAAAUUUGUGAUAGCAUUUUGUAUUGGUGUAGAAUUAAUUACUUAUAACACUAGACGAUAUCUUUCGAUAAUCUAUAUCUGCACAUUUGCAAUUGUUUCUCCUCUAGGAAUUGCCAUAGGAAUUUUUCUAGUUGGUGGCGAAAGUGCCGCCACCAGUGGCAUAUUACCGGUACUAUUACAGGGUUUGGCUUCUGGUACUCUAUUGUAUGUAGUAUUUUUCGAAAUUCUUCAAGAACAUAGAAAUGGAUUCAAUCAAUAUUUAUCGAUUCUAUUUGGAUUCAUUUUGAUGUUUGGAUUACAGUUGCUAAGUCACCAACAGUCGCGUUGAGUUCAUCUGCGAGAAACAUUUACAUACACGUUAGCUAUGGCACGUAACUGUCCAACACUACAGCAUAACACGUCACA